Molecule: messenger RNA, 3819 nt
Organism: Lonchura striata (white-rumped munia)
Lineage: Eukaryota; Metazoa; Chordata; Aves; Passeriformes; Estrildidae
Source: RefSeq, a predicted model, not a curated record
UUUAAGGCAUUUCCUAAUAUAAUUAAUCUGUGUUUCUCUUUAAGAAAAUAGCUUCACUGAAUGUUCUUUUUUGAAACUAGUCUUAGUAAAAUUAGAAUUGCUUCAAAUUGUGUGAAUGAAUUUGUGGAAAUAUUGGCAAAAGACAAGAUUUGCAUCUUUAAGCACUGUGAACUCAUUAAAAUUCUUCUCAUGGAUAAUUAGAGUAAAGUGAAUGAAAAAGAAAAUUUAACAGUAAGCAGCUCUCAGACACUGCGACAUUUCAAGCAUGUUAAAAUCAGAAAGAAAUAGCUUUUGUAGCAGUAGUCUCCUCCUCUUGUAUUACGUGUUGUUUUUUUCUAACAAAUAGCCAGUUACUAUUGGUUUAUUUGGUUUUCCAAGUAGCUCAUUUAUGCCUGAUCUGUACAGUUCUUCAGCAUAUUUGUGAUCAGCUUUGCAGGAUUUGUCAGCAUGCCUAACAGUGGAAAGACUCUCACAAAACAGUUGCAGACUGAAAAUGCAAGGAAUGUUUCAGGAAGCUGUGAAAAUGGAGCCUUUACAGAUGCACAGACUGUUGGCAGGAAUCUGCUACCUCAUUUAGAGGAGACCCGGGGUGAAGGCAUAGAGCCAGCAGAUUCUCUGUGGACUUCUUUUGCUGAUGGCAGAGUCAGACUGAGAAUAGAUAACUCAUGCCCACAGACUCCCAUAACAGUUCAUCAGAUGUUCAAGGAGAGCCUGGAAAAAUAUGGAUCCCUUAAUGCUUUGGCCAGCAAAAAGAAUGGAAAAUGGGAGAAAAUAACUUUUUCAGAAUAUUAUUGCCUCUCUAGGAAAGCGGCCAAGAGCUUCUUGAAGCUUGGUCUUGAACGAUUCCAUAGCGUAGCAAUCCUUGGAUUUAAUUCUCCAGAGUGGUUCAUCUCAGCUGUUGGAGCUAUUUUUGCAGGAGGAAUUGUCACAGGAAUAUAUGCAACCAAUUCUCCAGAGGCCUGUCACUACAUUGCCCAUGACAGCAAGACUGAUAUCAUGGUUGUGGAAAAUCAGAAACAGCUGGACAAGAUAAUGCAGAUCUGGAAUCGGUUGCCCCACUUGAAGGCUGUGGUGCUAUAUAAGGACUCCAUUGCAGAGAGACAUCCAAAUCUGUACAUGAUGGAAGAGUUUCUGGAGCUGGGAGAUGACAUCUCUGACAGUACUUUGGAUGACAUUAUUAACUCCCAAAAGCCAAAUCAGUGCUGUGUUCUGAUAUACACCUCCGGAACAACUGGGAAGCCAAAAGGAGCCAUGCUGAGUCAUGACAACAUAACUUGGACAUCAGCCCAUUGCAGCAGAGCAGGAGGUAUGCAACCUGCAGAGGUCCAGCAGGAAUCUAUAGUCAGUUAUCUCCCACUCAGCCAUAUAGCUGCACAGAUCUAUGACCUGUGGACUGGAAUCAAAUGGGGAGAGCAAGUUUACUUUGCUGAGCCAGAUGCUCUAAAGGGCAGCUUGAUCAACACACUAAAAGAAGUGCAGCCAACAUCUCAUAUGGGAGUUCCCCGAGUGUGGGAGAAAAUCAUGGAGAAAUUAAAGGAUGCUUCUGCUCAGUCAGGAUUUAUGAAAAAGAAAAUGCUUUCCUGGGCUAUGUCACUUAGCUUAGAGAAGAACCUGCAUGGCUCAAACAGCAGUGAUCUAAAGCAGCUCUGGACAAGAUUAGCAGACUACUUAGUGCUUGCAAAAAUCCGUAGUGCACUGGGGCUUUCUUCCUGUCAGAAGCACUUUUCUGGUGCUGCUCCUCUCAGUACAGAAACGCUGUGUUUCUUCUUGGGUCUGAACAUCACCCUGUAUGAGGCCUAUGGGAUGAGUGAGACCACAGGCCCACAUUGCCUGUCUGGGCCUUACAUUUACAGGCAGCACAGCUGUGGUAAGCCAGUACCUGGAUGCAGAGUGAAACUGGUGGACAAAGAUACAGAAGGCAAUGGAGAAAUCUGUUUCUGGGGAAGGACUGUUUUCAUGGGUUAUCUAAAUAUGGAAGACAGAACAAAAGAAUCCUUUGAUGAGGAGGGGUGGCUGCAUUCUGGAGAUUUAGGAAAGCUAGACAAUGAUGGCUUUCUCUAUGUCACUGGAAGAAUUAAAGAUUUGAUUAUUACAGCUGGAGGUGAAAAUGUGCCUCCAAUCCCAAUCGAAGAUGCUGUUAAAAAAGAACUCCCAAUUGUUAGUAAUGCUAUGGUGAUUGGAGAUAAAAAGAAGUUUUUGUCAAUGUUCCUGACCCUAAAGAGUGUGCUGGACCCAGAUACAUCUGAUCCUACUGACAUUCUCACAGAGCAAGCCAGAGAUUUCUGCCAGAGGAGUGGUAGUAAAGCCACCAAAGUGUCCGAUAUUGUAGCCACAAGAGACCAGGCGACCUACAGAGCCAUCCAGGAGGGAAUAGACAGAGUCAACAGCACUGCUACCAACAGGGUUCAUUGCAUUCAGAAAUGGAUUGUCUUGCCAAGAGAUUUUUCCAUUUCUGGGGGAGAACUAGGUCCCACAAUGAAGCUGAAGCGGCUCGCUGUGCUCGAGAAAUACCGAAAUGAAGUAGACUCCUUCUAUAAAGAAUAAAAAGUGUUUCCUCCAAGCAUUAAAAAAGAUCUGUGAACAAAAGGAAGUAUUUUCUCAUCAACAGCAUUAACAAAGAUUUAUGCUUUAAGUUUGUAGUCUAUUGAACCACACUAGAAAGCUGCUGUCAAUUUAGUUGUUCCUGAUACUCACCUGAUCAUUUGUCCUUUUUAUACAGAAGCAUCUACAGUAUGUCCAUUCUCUAAUACUUAUUUUACUUUAUGAUCUUAAUGAUUAAAACAUCUUUCUGUGUUGUAUAAAGCAGAUAUAAUUCCUCUAGAUUGAAAUAUAACAAAUUUUUUAUAGUCUUCCAUUUUUCUUUUUUUUUCUUUUGUUCUACAGGAUGUUUUUUAUAGCUCAUGAUAUAUUUUGCUAGAUAGCAGUACUCCUUAAUGAAACUAUCAUACCACUCCAGUGAUAAUUAUUAAAAAAAAAAUUACAAAUCAAAAGGGGUGGGAUUUUUUUCCCCUUCCCAAAGAACACUUGUUCACAAACACAUUUCAGAACCUGAAGACACUCCUGUUUCUGUAAUGCCUAGAAUACAGACUUCUGUGAACACAGCAGUUCCACUUCUUAAGUCCAUGUUGGAAAAAGCAUUACUAUUUUUCAUAAAAACAAAUAAUCAGAAGUAUGGGAAUAGCUCCCUAAGACUGAAAGGAACAAAGGAAUAACUACAGGAGCUCUCACAUGAAAAUGCUAUUACAGAAACUUCUUUAAAAUGAUUUACAGUGCUUUUCUUUGAGCAGUGUAUCUGCAUGUUUCACAUUGCACUAAUUCUGACAAAUGUGGACUGUGUUUCUUCUUACCCAUAUGCAAAAUAAAUCAUAUUAUGAGAAGGAAAUGCUUGGCACAAAGUUGUGUAAAGGGUGUGGUGUAAGUGAUCUCUGGCAGACAGCUCUAGUAGCUCACACAGGCAAGGCAGGCCACAGCCUGUUAUUGAGACAAAGAAAUGAUGCAGGACAGGAUAAGGUUUCUAUAAAAGUUCCAUUACCAAUCUCACACAUCUUACAGAGCUAAGAUUUGUUGCAAGUACCAACAAUCAGCUCAGUAUAUAAGACAAAGCAGCAGCCUAGGAUUAUAAAAACAAAACGAGCGAUAGGACUUUGAAAAGUUUAUUCUUCCCCAUUUUGUGCGCAAUGGUAAUUCAGAAUUUCUUUAACAAUAUUAACCUUAAGGAAACAAAGAAGCAGCAGCUAGGAAAACACAGAAAGGAAGGUUGCACUAUUCACAAAAAGCAGAAUGUGGGAGGAAUAAAUCUCCUCCAGCAUGUUGUAAGAC